Molecule: messenger RNA, 1207 nt
Organism: Notechis scutatus (mainland tiger snake)
Lineage: Eukaryota; Metazoa; Chordata; Lepidosauria; Squamata; Elapidae
Product: free fatty acid receptor 2-like
Biological process (GO): G protein-coupled receptor signaling pathway; cellular response to fatty acid
Cellular component (GO): plasma membrane
Molecular function (GO): G protein-coupled receptor activity
Source: RefSeq, a predicted model, not a curated record
UGUCACUGACAGAUGCUUUCAUUUUCUAAUGUAGGCAUCGAUAUCCUUCAACUGGAUCAGUAGAAGUUUGUAAUCUCAUUUCACUAGUAUACAGAAUCUGAGAACAUGGAAAACAAAACCAUGGUGCUUAUUAUCUAUAUCAUUGCCUUCAUCAUUGGUCUGCCUUGCAACCUUCUGGCCUGCUACUCCUUCCUGAGCAAAGUGCGUCACAAACCGGUCCCCAUAGAUAUCCUGUUGCUCAAUUUGACCAUUUCUGACCUUUUCCUUCUGAUCUUUCUGCCUUUCAAGAUGGCAGAAGUUGCUCUGGCUUUCACAUGGCCCCUUCCUUCCCUUCUUUGCCCAUUGGCAAACUUCUUCUUCUACAGCAGCAUUUAUAUCAGCACCCUGUUCCUCAUGGGAGUCAGCAUAGAGCGCUAUCUGUGUAUCGCCUACCCUGUUAAACACAAGCUCAACCGCAGACCAACCUAUGCAAAAAUUGCCAGCCUUUUCUUCUGGUUUUUGGCUUGUUCCCAUUGUGGUUGUAUCGUCUUCAUUGUUCACUACCUCCCUGGAAGUUCAUGGAGUCAUACAGAUAACGUCACUUGCUACCAUGACUUCUCCCCCGAGCAGCUUGUCAUUGUCCUCCCUUUCCGCCUGGAGCUCUUCUUUGUCCUCUUCUUACUUCCAUUCCUUAUCACUGUUUCCUGCUAUGUCAACGUGAUCCGCAUCUUGAACAGCAUGCCAAACAUUAAGCCCCAGAAGAGGCAAAGGGCCAUGGGCUUAGCUGUGGCUACCGUGCUCAAUUUCACUCUGGCCUUUGCUCCUUACAAUAUCUCCCACGUUGUGGGCUUUGUGUUGAAAAAAAGCCCUUCCUGGAGAACAGAGACGUUCUGCCUGACUUCUCUCAACACGGUGUUGGAUCCUAUUAUUUUCUUCUUCUCUUCCUCCACCAUCCGGAGGACAUUUACAGAAUGUUGGAUUGGCACCUGCAGGAAAUUCCGGAAUCAUACAUCACUCUGCUGUCCAUGUUGCUGUAAGUCUUGUAGGGACAAUGGCAAAAAAGGACAAACUGGUGAAUUAUCUCUUGGAAACAUCCCCAGUAUACUGGCAGGAUCUAGUACACCCACACCUUUUGCAACCCUUGAACCAUCUGUGACAUUAGACGAGUGAUCACUCAGAAAAGUCUUUUUAGACAGAGCAGUAACUCCCAGGAACACCUAAGCUAAAA